UCUGCGUUCUGAGAAAUCAUAGAGAGAGAGAGAGAGAGAGAGAGAGAGAGAGAGAGAGAGAGAGAGAGAGAGAGAGAGAGAGAGAGAGAGAGAGAGAGAGAGAGAGAGAGUUUUGCCUUCCUUCCGAGAAGUCCUUCUGGUCAUCAUCAGUUGCGUCCAUGGCUGCCCAAGGAAUGCUCUCUAGGAAGAUCACAUGCAACUCCCAUGGGGAGGACUCUUCCUACUUCUUGGGAUGGAAGGAGUAUGAGAGAAACCCAUAUGAUGAAACGAACAACCCAACAGGAAUUAUACAAAUGGGUCUUGCAGAGAAUCAGCUCUCGUUUGAUCUCCUCGAGACGUGGCUGUCUAAGAACCCUAAAGCUGCCACCUUCAUGAAUAAUGGCUCAUCCUUGUUCAAACACAUGGCACUCUUCCAAGACUAUCAUGGUCUGCCUUCAUUUAAGAAAGCUUUAGCUGAAUUUAUGGGUGAGAUUAGAGGCAACAGGGUAAAGAUUGACGCUGAGAGGCUGGUUCUUACAGCAGGAGCUACUUCGGCAAAUGAGACCCUAAUGUUUUGUCUGGCUGAACCAGGAGAAGCUUUUCUUGUUCCUACGCCAUACUACCCUGGAUUCGACAGAGAUCUCAAAUGGCGUACCGGAGCCGAAAUCAUUCCCAUACAUUGCCAUAGCUCCAACGGGUUCCAGCUAACUGAAGCAUCACUGCGAGAGGCAUACGAUGACGCAGUGAACCGCAAGAUGAAAGUGAAGGGUGUAUUAGUGACCAAUCCUUCCAAUCCAUUGGGAACAACAAUGAGCUCCAGCUCCCUCAAGGUGCUUCUAACAUUUGUUGGUGCAAAAGGGAUACAUCUGAUCUGUGAUGAGAUAUACUCGGGCACUGUGUUCUCGUCUCCAAGCUUCAUCAGCGUUACAGAGGAAGCUCUGUUAGCAGAAUGUAAUGUGUCCAAGGAUUGCAUUCACAUUGUUUAUAGCCUGUCAAAGGACCUUGGUCUUCCUGGUUUUCGCGUCGGUGUAAUCUACACCUGCAAUGAUCAUGUCUUGGCUGCUGCCACGAAGAUGUCGAGUUUUGGAUUGGUCUCAUCUCAGACACAGUAUCUUCUCUCCAAGAUGCUCUCGGACAAGAAGUUCACCGCGAAUUAUAUCGCAGAGAACAGGACAAGACUGAGACUGCGGCAGAAGCAAUUCGUCUCGGGACUAAAGCGGUGCGGGAUCGGAUGCUUGAAGAGCAAUGCUGGGUUGUUCUGCUGGGUCGACCUGAGUAGCCUCUUAGAGAGUCCCACUUUUGAAGGGGAGAUGCAGCUGUGGAUGAAGAUGCUGCACCAUGUUGGGAUCAACAUCUCGCCCGGCUCGUCGUUUCAUUGCUCCGAACCGGGUUGGUUCAGGGUCUGUUUCGCAAACAUGUCGGAGAAGGUACUCUCUAUCUCGCUUCAAAGGAUCAAAAUUUUCGUAAAGCAAUCCCGUGACAAGCAAGGAAAAGCGCCGGCCAUGGGUCCAACCAAACCAGCAGUGUCCCGGAAAUCUUUAUUCACACGGUGGAUUUCCCGUGCCGACUCGGCCGAGUCGGAACGUUUCUAGGCUUUAGUUAACAUGUUCCUUCAAAAUGUACAGUAGUCAUUUUCUUCCUUUCUUUAUUUUUAGUCUUCUUUUUUUUUUCCAAUCUUCUCUGAAUGCUUCGCAUCCCGAGAAGCUGGAUUCGUGUAAAAGCAGAGAUAUUGUUUUCCAUUCGGUUUAAUGAUAAGCUGGGUUGUCUCAUAAAGUGUCGAUGCAAUCUGACUGGUUUGUGGACCUACCUUAUUAAUGGUAUAGAUAAGGGCGUUUGUUUGGAUGGAAUUGAGUUUGU
Nymphaea colorata (pocket water lily) is the source of this 1836-nucleotide messenger RNA. RefSeq names its product 1-aminocyclopropane-1-carboxylate synthase CMA101-like. The coding region runs from base 159 to 1571 and encodes 470 amino acids. Gene Ontology annotation, biological process: biosynthetic process; amino acid metabolic process. Lineage: Eukaryota; Viridiplantae; Streptophyta; Magnoliopsida; Nymphaeales; Nymphaeaceae. The transcript has 4 exons. The record is from RefSeq and is a predicted model, not a curated record. Gene Ontology annotation, molecular function: pyridoxal phosphate binding; transaminase activity.